Molecule: messenger RNA, 1433 nt
Organism: Numida meleagris (helmeted guineafowl)
Lineage: Eukaryota; Metazoa; Chordata; Aves; Galliformes; Numididae
Exons: 2
Coding region: 23-1177 (384 amino acids)
Biological process (GO): DNA integration; DNA recombination
Molecular function (GO): DNA binding
Source: RefSeq, a predicted model, not a curated record
UGGUUGAGCCGUAGCGCUCUUGAUGUCAUGCAGUGGUCGUGCUGCGAGUGGGCCUAUGGCUGCUUCGCCCUUCUGGGAGAUGCUGGUGCUAUUGGCUCAGGAGCCGGGUGUGGAGUGGCUGAAGUUGGUCCUCGCUGGGCAGGCUGCUGUUUCGCUGCCGUGCGGUCAAGGAACAGGGUGGACAACGGCGCGUAGGACCCGGCCGGCGGCGGGGCGAUCCAGGGGCUCCGGGCGGUGCGGGGAGCGCGGUGCGGCGGUGGGAGGGGAAGCUGGUCCUCCUUGGAAACGCUCGCUGGGGCCUCAGCCUCUGAAGACAUUGUCAUUGUUGGAGUCAUCAGGGGAUAUUAGGCUUUGGCAAGCCUACUUUGAGGGGCUGAAGAAAUUCCUCGCCUUUAGGAAAGACAUGGGAAUGCCUGCAGCCUGGCCCAUUCCAGAGGAUCAAGUUAGAGGGUUUUUAGCUGUGGAGUCUCUUUACUCAUCCUCAAAGACACUGAUGUAUGUGGCAGCGCUAUCUUACUUAUCAAGACUGUCUGGUAACCAUGACCCUCUGGAAGAUGCUAUAACCCGUUGUAUAGUAAUGGGGCUGAGACGUCAAGUGGGCAUCCUGAGGGAAAAAUAUGCUCCUAUAACAAUUGAGAUGCUACGAUCUCUCUUAGGAGCUCUGGAGUGUGUGUGUGUAUCCCAUUAUGAGUGCUUACUGUUCCGUGCAUUGUUCACUGUGGCUUUUUUUGGGGCACUUCGAAUAGGAGAGAUGGUGGCAAAGCACCGUAAUGUACUGCAGCCUGAACUGCUACACCUGAGGGACAUGCAGGUGACAGAAAACAGAGUGGUGUUUCACCUGCAUAACUGUCCCAUUGAGUGGGAGAGACCCAUCAUCAGCCUUGCUCUGUCUGGAGAGCCAUGGGUGUGCCCUGUCUUGGCCCUCCAGAGCUAUGUGGCUGUGCAUUCUGGACUUGAAGGGCCACUCUUUGUGCACGGGGACAACAGGCCUGUAACAAAGAGGGAAUUUCUGACUGUUCUCAGAUGGGCCCUUAGGCUGCUGGGGCUACCCCCAGAGCAGUACGGCGUGCACUCCUUCUGGCUGGGGACUAUCAUCACUGCUGCACGCUGCGGAUAUCCCAGGGAAGAUGUCACUCGCCUGGCAAGGUGGCCAUGUGUGUUCCCAGGGAAGUCAUAGCCAUGGAGACAGUGCGCAAAAGAAGCUAGUGGUUUCUUUCUGUAGGAGUUUUAACAACAUAGUUUGUAGUCCUUGGCAGUAAUUUAAUGUUACCAUCUGUAAUGAAUGUUCUACCUCACUGUGGAUAUGGUCUAUGAAGUUCUCUUGCAUUUGUUUUCACCGUCUGUACUGUUGAGGGUGGGGGAUUGUCAAACUUGCUGUGCCCGCAAAUGCUUUUAUCUUGUGUAACUUCAGUUAAUAAAUACUUCCUUUUAAA